UUGAUCAAAAUAGAGUGGAAGGGGACUUUAACUUUUCCUUGUCACCUUCUUAAGGUGGUUGUUGAUGGUUUGCUCCCCACCCACGAGGAUGUCUCGCUCCUCAUCUCCCGCUUUCAAGAGUACAUGGAGUUCGAUGACGUACGGUACUUCGUCAUGAAGGCUGUCACUGCCAGCAUCGGGCAAGUCAUGCAAAAGACAAAGGAGAGGCCAUUGCCUUUUUACCAGCAGAAUGUAUUUUCCCUCAUCUCGCCCAUUAACAUGCCAAACAAAGAGUCUGAGAUGGUCAAAUUUAUGGUCAAGCAAGACAACCGUGAAGAGCUGAAACUUUCAAAGCUGCAGGCACACAGGCAGGUGUUUGAAAAAAUGUGGCUCACUUUUUUGAAGCACAAGCUGCCCACUGGCCUUUACAAAAAGGUUCUUGUCAUUCUGCACGACUCUGUCCUGCCUUACAUGAAUGAGCCCACUCUCAUGAUGGACUUCUUGACAGUGGCCUAUGGCAUAGGUGGAGCCAUCAGUCUUCUAGCCCUAAAUGGGUUAUUUAUUCUGAUUCAUCAGCAUAAUCUGGAGUAUCCUGACUUUUACAAAAAGCUGUACAGUCUCUUAGACCCUUCCAUCUAUCACGUGAAGUACCGAGCCCGUUUUUUCCACCUGACUGAUCUGUUUUUGUCUUCAUCGCACUUGCCAGCGUACCUGGUGGCAGCGUUCAUCAAGCGGCUCUCCCGGCUGGCCCUCACCGCCCCUCCCGAGGCUCUGCUCAUGAUCAUUCCCUUCAUCUGCAACCUGUUCCGGAGGCACCCCGCCUGCAGGGUGCUGGUGCACAGACCAGGAGGGCCAGCAGAUAUGUCAGAAGAUCCCUAUAUUAUGGAGGAGGAGGAGCCAUCUGCAAGCAGGGCUUUGGAGAGCUCUCUCUGGGAGAUUCAGUCUCUCCAGAGCCAUUAUCACCCAGAUGUGGCCAAGGCAGCUGCUGUGCUGAACCAGUCCCUGUCAGAAAUGGAGGAUGACAUAUCAGGGCUCCUGGAGCUCUCAGCUUAUGAGCUUUUUGAUAAAGAAGUAAAGAAAAAGGCUGCUGAUGUGCCCCUGGASUUUGAGCUAGUACGAGGUUUGUUUGGGAAGAAAAAAGAUAUUUUUGCAGAGCACUUCAGUUUAGAYUGAUGCCAUCUCUUACCAAAACAUGUCUGUGCAGCGGUUGGAUCUUAGGGACACGCACAAAGCUCCCAUGUGCUUGACAGCCCUUCCCUGUGAGGAGAGCUGGGCUGCUUGGCUGAGCUGCAGCCUUCUGCAGUGACCCUUGCCUCUACCCCUGGAUGGACUUCGUUGUGUUUCUCACAUUUGCAUUCUGCCACCUGGUAUUUGGGAGGGAUUUUUCCUCAGAGCGAGGUUUUCUGCAUUUGUUCAUGGCUGGGAUCUCAGCCCUUUCCCCAGAACUGCUGGUGSUGGCUGUGACCAGGGGCUGCAUCCUCACACAUCUCACUGCUGUUCUGUGGGACUGAGCAGAUUGCAGUGUCUGACUGCUCCUGUUUUUCAGAUGUUACUUUUAUAUGAGAGCUGACAGCCUGUUUGUAACAAUAAUUUUUAAUAAAUAAGUAUAAACACCUGAUCUGUUAUAUUUUCAUAUGCAUUUCUAAGCUCAUCUUCAGAGGGAUGUUCAUUUUACUUGUACUCAGGACUGCCACAUUCAAGRCACUGAA
This is a messenger RNA of Malurus melanocephalus (red-backed fairy wren), 1688 nucleotides long. RefSeq names its product nucleolar complex associated 4 homolog (gene NOC4L). The record is from RefSeq and is a predicted model, not a curated record. Lineage: Eukaryota; Metazoa; Chordata; Aves; Passeriformes; Maluridae. The annotation marks the transcript as partial. The transcript has 12 exons. Gene Ontology annotation, biological process: ribosome biogenesis. Gene Ontology annotation, cellular component: small-subunit processome; nucleolus; Noc4p-Nop14p complex.